CAAGGGCUGACUCAUCGCUAUCAUCACGUGAUAGUAUCAAAAAAUGGGCGUCCCGCUUGAGGCCUCGAAGACAUCCGCUAUUGCCUGGAGGGCUCGCGGCCAAUUCUGAAGUUUUGUACACGGAUUACGCUCUUUGAGAACUUGCCAAAGCUCGUUUGAAGCUUUAAGCUCGAACAAACCCCCCGUCCACCCCCUAAUCAACCCGGCAAUCAUUCAUCCCACUUCUCCCGCGGGGCUCUCUCAUUCAACUAAACUUACACACGAUCAACUAUUGGUCUCGUCUCGACCAAAAGGCCAGCAAUAUGCCGUCCCCUUCGGCAGUCGUCCCUGGGGUUGGCAUCCAAGCCUUGAUUCUGUGCGGCCCUGGAGUUUCCCUGAACACCUUCACCACCAACGAGGAAUACCCGAAAGCAUUGAUUCCCUUGGCCAAUCGGCCGCUGAUCUAUUACCAGCUAUCAUGGCUGAAGAAAUCAGGCAUCACCGAUAUCACAUUGAUUACACCUCCCUCGACUGCGGCACCUCUUCAGGCCGCACUACAACAAAACCCUCAUCUUACCUCUCUACCGUCUCCAUCGCCGUCAGUCCUUGCGCCGAAAGAUCUCGAUCUAAACAUGGGAACCGCAGAGCUUCUCCGUUUGCCUGAGGUACAGGCCUGCAUCAAGACCGACUUCCUUCUCCUUCCUUGCGACUUGGUGUGCGAAAUUCCCGGCGAGUCGCUUCUCGAAGCUUGGAUGGUCUCCCAAAGUGCGCUCGGAGGCUCCUCUACCGUUUCCGAGGGACGAAAUGCUCACGGUCCAACUUCUUCUGGGUCCGGUGGGGAGAAGGGAGGUCGCCGCGGUGGACUGACUGUGUUUUACCAAACGCAAAACCGUGAAGAAUCGGUGAAAGGCGAAGGCACCGACUUUCUGGCCAUCGCACCUCUGGACAACGACGAGGCGCCAGCGGUGUCGCAUGCCGUUGACGGUCCUGCGGCGCUGAGACACAACUUGUCCAAGGUUGUAUUGUCGAUGCCCAUGGCAACCGUGAAGGAGAAGAUGGAACAGGACAAGGGCCUGCUUCUUCGGCAUUCGCUCACGGAGAAGCACCCUCGUGUUAAGAUGCUUAGCACUUUCCGGGAUGCUCACCUGUAUAUCUUCCCCUAUUGGGUCAAAGAGUUGGCACUUCGUCAAGAAACGUUCCAGUCAGUCAGCGAGGACUUGGUUGGCUUCUGGGCUAAGGCUGAGUGGCAGCGGGGACUUGGCGAGAAGUUGGGGAUGGAUGAGAUUUUCCAUCGGGAAAAUGGCGCUCAUGCCGAGAGUGGAAGCUACGACGGUGAAUCAAUAGAAGAGGAGAUUGAUCUUCUCGCCAUGUCCACCACCAGCUCAAGGCCAAACAUCAGCGCGGCCCGACCCCCUCCAACCUCCUCCUUUGCGUCCCGAGUUUCCAACGUCUCGAGUGACGCCGAAAAGCCAGAGCUGAAGAUUCCCCCUCUCUUGGCUUAUGUGCAGCGUGGCUCUGCGCCGUUCGUUCGCCGCGUUGAUAGCAGUGCGAUCCUGCUUUCUACGGCUCUUCGUCUGGCCAAGCUCGAGUCUGUCGAAGAAGCCGGCGCCGCCGCCUCGCCCUUUGCUCUCCCUCAAAAGAUUGCACACCCCGAAGGUAUCGCUCAGCGAACCACGAUCACCAAGUCUGACUGUCUAGUCGGUGAAAACACCACAGUCGAGUCCAAGUGCGUGAUCAAGGAGAGUGUGAUUGGUGCCAACGUGAAGAUUUGCUCGGGCGCGCGUUUGCAAAGGUGUUUGAUCAUGGACGGUGCCGUGGUGAACAGCUCUUGCACACUUACCGGCUGUAUCGUCGGUCGCCGAGCCGUAAUUGGCAAGGACUCUGUCCUCAGGGACAGCGAAGUCGGCGAUGGAUAUCUCGUCGAGGAAGAGACCGAUGCCAAAAACGAAAAGUUCAUGAUCUUUGAGGGUUUGGAGGAUGAUGAGGACAUGGGCAGCUCCGGGGACUUUGAUGGAGAGGAUGAGCUAGGAUUCUAAUCGAUAUCACUUAUCUUCUUGUGUUUGUUUUAUAGCUCUCUUAUGUCUUGACGAUAUAUGGAUAGAUUUCAUGACCGACAGGUAAACAAGACAAGCACGAACUUUUCAAAACGAGCAGCAAUUUCAGCGGCACUCUACAGGUAACCUCUAACAGGGCUAGGCUUAUUGAGCUUUAGCUAAGAGUUUGAAUCCUUU
This is a messenger RNA of Penicillium brasilianum, 2210 nucleotides long. NCBI's taxonomy places the organism in Eukaryota, Fungi, Ascomycota, Eurotiomycetes, Eurotiales, Aspergillaceae. The record is from the annotation of a GenBank genome assembly.